Molecule: messenger RNA, 4106 nt
Organism: Cannabis sativa
Lineage: Eukaryota; Viridiplantae; Streptophyta; Magnoliopsida; Rosales; Cannabaceae
Product: putative disease resistance protein At3g14460
Exons: 2
Coding region: 166-3684 (1172 amino acids)
Biological process (GO): defense response to other organism
Molecular function (GO): ADP binding; protein binding
Source: RefSeq, a predicted model, not a curated record
UAUGAACGUGCUAAUAUUUCCAUUGAAUUAUUGGAUCACUUUUCCCACCAUACAAAACCAUGCCACUUGUUUUCACACACUCCCAAUACUCCAUUUUGUGCUCACAUUCUCUACCAAUACACUGCUUCUUUCUCUCUCUUUCUCUCAAGAUCCUAAUUGAAAACCAUGGCUGCUGCAUUGGUGGGAGGAGCUGUUCUCUCUAGUUUCCUCAAUGUCUUCUUUGAGAGGCUUGUUCAUAAGGACGUUCUUCAGUUGUUGAAAGGGGACAAACUCAUUGAAACACUGCUCAGACAGUUGAAUACUAAGUUGUUAUCGGCUACUGCACUGCUGAAUGAUGCCGAGGAGAAACAACUUGGAGACACCAACGUGAGGAAUUGGCUCGAUCAACUUAAACAAGUGGUGUAUGAAGCAGAUCGCGUCACGGACAAGAUCAAUACUCAAGCUCGGCGACUCAAGUUGAAGAAGGAUGAACUCAAAAGCACAACAAUAAAAAAGUACUUCAGCUUUAAUUUCAAUAAUCCAUUUAAAGUAAGUGUUGUGAAAUCUGAAAUAGAAGAGAUCCUUAAUAGUCUAAAGGAUCUUUUGGAACAAUCAGACCACCUUGGUUUGAAAGAAGUUGACCAGAAAUUCACAACAUUACAUACACCUCAUGCUCCUUUGCUAGAUGAUUCACAGGUUUAUGGAAGAGAGGGUGAUAAAGAGGCUAUUCUUAAGUUAUUGUUGUGUGAUGAUGAUGCUACUAGCCCAAACAUCUCAGUUGUUCCUAUAGUUGGGAUGGGUGGAAUUGGUAAAACUACUCUUGCUCAGAGCGUAUAUGACAAUACCGAAGUCGAGAAACACUUUGCUUUGAAAGUGUGGGUAACUAUAUCUGAUGACUUUGAUGUUCGUAAAAUAAGUAACAGUAUUUUCUACAAGAUCACUGGCAAAAAUAAUGAAACAGGUGAGCUACAUCAACUUCUGAAAGACUUGAAGGACGCUUUGGCUGGUAAGAAAUUUUUUUUUGUCUUCGAUGAUGUGUGGAAUGAGAAAUACGACUUGUGGUAUCUUUUGAAAAGCUCUUUUCAAUCUGGUGCAAAAGGAAGCAAGGUUAUUGUGACCACACGUAAUGAAGAUAUCGCAUUGAAGAUGAAGACGGGAAAUGUUCAAACUUAUGAGCUUAAAACCAUGUCUGAUGAUGGAUGUUGGCAGUUAUUUGAAGAGCAUGCCUUUGAUAAUGUUGACCGUAACGAGAGGGUAUUGUUGGGGCAGUUGCAAGAGAUUGGAAGAAAAAUUGUCAACAAGUGCAAGGGCGUUCCUUUAGCUAUAAAAUCAAUGGCUGGUCUUUUACGAUCGAUGCGAACUUGUGAAGAUUGGAGACAUGUACUACAAAGUGAUGUGUGGAAAAGACAUGACUGUCGCGACAUUGGAAUUGUUCCAGCUUUGUGGUUGAGCUAUAGAUUUCUACCUCCUUAUUUGAAGCCUUGUUUGUCUUAUCUAUCAAUAUUUCCCAAAGAUUACGAAUUUCGUGAUGUUGAUAGAAAAAAACUAAUUUUGAUAUGGAUGGCGGAAGGUCUUUUACAACCUCAAGAAGGAAGAACAAUUGAAGAUGUUGGAGAAGACUACUUGAAUGCUUUAAUAGCGAGAUCAUUUUUUCAAAGAAACACGAGAAAUGAUUCUUUUGUAAUGCACGAUCUUAUUCAUGAUCUUGCUGUGUAUGUAUCUGGUCAGAGUUUUUUAUCGUAUGAUAGCUACAAAAAAGACUUGCACAAGCUAAGUAGCAAGACUCAUCAUCUAUCUUACGGUUAUUUCUUCAAUACAAAAGAAAUUGACUUUACUAAAGUGAAGAAUUUGCGCAGCCUGAUUUCAUUACCAUUAAGGUCAAUUCCUUCUUCAUCUCUUGAAACAGUUGUGCAAGAAGUUGUGUUAAGGAAUGGAGGACUAAGAGUUCUUUCUUUUGUUGGAGAGCAUAUUGAUUUGAUUACAAAUUUAAAGCAUUUGAGGUACUUGGAUGCAUCGGACAAUGAUGUCAAAGAGUUACCUGCUUCUAUUUGUGGGUUGCAUAAUUUGGAAACACUGUUGUUGAGUAAGUGCUAUAAGCUCACCCAGUUGCCUGAUUCGAUUGGAAAUCUAAAGCAUUUGAGGUACUUGGAUGCAUCGGGCAGUAAAGUCAAAGAGUUACCUGCUUCUAUUUGUGAGUUGCAUAAUUUGGAAACACUAUUGUUGAGUGGGUGUAGAAUGCUCACCCAGUUGCCUGAUUCGAUUGGAAAUUUAAAAUAUCUCAGGUACUUAGAUGUAUCUUACACAAAAGUCAAAGAGUUACCUGAUUCUGUGUGUCUGCUGUAUAAUUUGGAAACACUCUUGUUGGAAUAUUGCCAACAACUCACUUUGUUGCCUACCAAAAUAUGUGAGCUAAUCAACCUUCGCCAUCUUAAAAUCAAAUGGUCGUCACUAAAAGAGAUGCCGCCGAGGAUUUCCAACAUGAAAAAUCUUCAAGAGUUAAGUGAUUUUGUUCUGUGUGAGAAUGAUGGGUACAGGAUCAAAGAGUUGGGUAAGUUGGAUAAUCUCCAACUCCAUGGACGCUUGCGUAUUUCAGGGCUUCAGCAUGUUAGAGAAGUGAGUGAUGUUUUGGAAGUCUUAAAGAACAAAGAGUAUCUCACAGAGCUUACAUUGGAAUGGGAUGGUAAAACAAAUGAUUCUAUUAGGGACAGAGAAAUACUUACUGCACUCCAACCACAUCCAAAUUUGAAGAGCCUCGAGAUAGUCGGUUAUGAAGGUAUGAAAUUGCCGGAGUGGGUUGUAGAUCCAGUGUACUCUAAUUUGGAAGUAGUUUCUCUACAAGGUCAAAAUUGUUGUUUGUCUUUACUGUCAUUUCAGCACCUGAGUUCACUGAAAGAGCUUGAUAUUGACCUUAUGGCAAUCGAUAUAACUAAUGAAUUUUGUAAUAAUUGUUCGCAUAAUUCAUUUCCAGUUUUAGAAGAGAUGCGUCUCAGAAGGAUAACUGCAUUAGAUUGGUCGUCUAUCAAUACAAAUUAUCAAAAUGGUGACAUUUUCCCCUGUUUGAAGAUAUUUAUUUUACAUUCCUGUAGUAGUCUAAAUGUGGCAUUACCUAUGGGUAAUUUUCCAUCUUUGGAUAUGAUCGAGAUUGGUGAUUGUGAUGAAUUGGUGACUGUAUUUCCAUCCACUAGUACUGAUAUUGAUGUUGCAUAUCCCUCCCUUAGAAGCUUGCUGAUACUGAAUUGUUCGAGGUUGGAGUCAGUUUCCGAAAUGGGAUUACUGCCCGCUUCUUUGGAAAGACUACAUAUUGAUUCCUGCAAUACGGUGAUAGGAAGUCGUAUGCAAUGGAAUUUGCAGAGAUUCUCAAAGUUGACUGAAUUAACACUUUUCAAUUAUGGAGGAGUGGUGGAUUCAUUUCCUGAGGAAGGGCUGCUCCCAUCUAGUUUGACAUUUCUUUGCAUCAAGAACUUUGAUAAGCUUACAGCUCUAAACACCAAUGGUUUUCACCACCUCACCUCACUUCAAGAGCUGAGUCUUUGGAAGUUGGAAAAGUUAGAGUGCUUGCCAAUAGGACUUCCCCAGACUCUUACUACUUUGUGUAUAGUAGAUUCUCCUCUGUUAAUUCCAAGGUGCAAGAGAGAAACAGGAGAAGAUUGGCCCAACAUUCAACACAUACGUUACAUAAUCAUAGAUGAUCAGUUACUUAAAUGAGGUGAGGACUGAGGAGCCGUUGGUGUCAUUUCGGACGGAUUUGUGUGACUUUUGAUGCUGCUGGUGUUGAUGUCUUUGGCCUAGUGUUGCGCUGCUCCUUCAGUUACUAUCUUGUUUUCUGAUACAUUCGAUCUUUUACUCAAAAUCGUUGUGCUAGCUCCUUCGGUUACUAUAUGUUUGUUGACAAGUUGGAAUGUAAUUACCAUAUCGAUUUCAUUUUUCUGGUUGCCCAAUCCUCUUUUGAUGUUGGUGUCUGUCUUUGAGUAAUCUAUUUUGUAUUUGUAGUUUUCUUUUUCUGUUUCUGGUUUGUGUGUGGAUUUCCUUUGUUUUUGUUGUGUAGGGUAUUCUUCCGCCACAAGUGAAGUUAUUCAAUAAAUUCGGGAAGAGAUCACUCAUAGACAUGCGAUCCUCUUCUCUUCUUA